AACAGCCUCAUUCUGUGUUUGUGAAGGAACACAAAGGACGAAAAUGAAUGCGGAAGAGAUCCAAAAUGCUUCGGCAAUUAGAAAUAAUGAAGACACAAAUGUUGCAAAUGGAAUCUCCAGUGAAGCAAAUGAAGGUUCCGAGGGAGAACUGGUGGUGAUUACUGAAGAAAGUGACCAUGAUCCUAAUGGUGGUUUGGCUGAAUCAUCUUCCACUGGACGAUCAUUAAACGCGCCAUUUCAGGAUAGCGCUUUAACUUGUGUUUGCAACCGUGGCAACCGCGCUUUCGCUUAUGGAAGAACUGAGAGAUGUUCUUUAUGCGGAAAGUAUGUUGAUGUAAAAAUUCCUAAGAAUGGAGAAAUUUCAGACAGGGUUUCGGAUGAAGAAUCCGCCACUUCUUCAGCAAAUAACCUUCAUUUGACCCUUGCAAGAGGGAUGCAAUCGGUACCAGAAACCCACGAGACAUUUCACGAAGUUCCAGCGGCUUCAACAACAAACAGCGCGAAUAUAGAUACAAGCGCUGGAGGUCCCGUGAUCCAAAGCGGAAACGUUCCAGUAGAAGGUUUCUCAGACUCAUCAAUACUACUCCCAUGCCCACCACAGCAAUUUCAACUCUUCGUUUUAAGAGAAGAUCCUCCAUCUUUAAAUGAAAUGACCAUUUCAGUAUACUGUAUGGAACAAUCAAAGCAGGGCAAUGUGGGUUUGAUGAUACAGCAGCUACAACGCAACCGAGACUCCAGCUUUCAAGCUGUUUCAUGUGGCGAGGAAUACUCCUCCCAAAGAGAACAUAAACAUUUCCACUCUCUGAACAUCGAAAAUGAUCUACAAAUAAGAUUUGAGUUGCCAAGAGAGGGAAACUUUAGACUGCGGUUGGAGCAGGAAAUCACCCAGGUUCCACUGGCUCGCAUAAUGUCCUUAAACCACAACAGAAUCCUUAGCUCAAUUGCUCGAGUACAUGUAGAGCCUCUCGGUGAACCUGGAGAACUGUUGGAGGAACAUUUAAGAAUGACGCUGGAGCAUGGGACAACCUCUCAAAGGCUGUUAAUACCAAUAUGGUCUGCCAGACCAUCUGACUCCAGAUAAAAAAGUUUCCUGCAUCUGCUAUUGUUGGAGGAUUGCCUGUGAACACCAAAGUCAACAGUAGACACCACCAAUAAUGCUUUGACUAGUUUUAGAUAAUUAAUACUCGCUCUGUUGUAAAGUUCACAGGUAAAAGGAGCUACGUCACAGUACAUGAAUCUCUAUAAUUACUCUUCAGUCAACUUUUAGUAUGGAAAUCGUAGACAGGAUUCGUAACAGACAUCGCAACAGUCUCUAGACAACAUGAUUUGAAACAAACUCAGCUUAAGAGGUCAACAGGCCAAUACGAGAUACCACUACUUUAUUUCAGUUAGUUUUUUGAGUAUGUCUGGACUAUUUUCAGUUUUUUUCUUAUUUUCUGUGACCUCUCUCCUUCCUUUUCAUCUAACUUUUUCGCUUUUAGUCUGUUACAUUUGACUGUUUUCUCAACAAAGAAAACGGCUCAUCACAGCAAAAAAACUCGAAAGCAAUGUGACGUAGCACCUUAACAGAGGUCAAAAGACUAACAAAGGGUAGAAUAAUGUCUUGCAUGAUUACCGAAAAAAGGCAAACCAAACAAAAAAAAUGUAGAAAACAGAAGUGUCUUUUUUCUUUAGGCCCGAUCGUAGAACACACACACACACAAAAAUUGAUUUAAGAUUUCUUCUCACCUUAUCUGCAAGAGUGAGAGUAAAACAGUCCAUAUCUUUGUUCACCUUGGGAAAUUGAGUGACAAAAGCAACAGUUCAGCUUUCAAAUGAAAGAUUUUUUCGGAAAAAAGGCCCAAGUGACUUCUGAUGAACUGGUGCAAUGGGGUUCUGGUUGCAUUACGUAUGCACACGAAAUAAUCGACUGAAGACGUUGAUUGAAAACAAGAAUUCAUAGGGACCUUUUCCAAAGAUCUCUGCGAUGAUUGUCAGGGUAAAAUCGCUAGGCUACAUGAAAGCAAAGCAAUUCCCGAGAGCAAUCAACAAGUUUUCGAAAGAGUAACACUGUGUUAGAAAAUCUAAAUUUGCCUUUUUGAGAAUUCCAAACUGCCCCCUUUAAGGUGGACUAGAUUUGACCAAAACCUAGGAUAUAUCAGUAUGGAAUUCUCAAAAGGGACAUAAAGGUGGCUGAUAACAAUCUAUCACAGAUCUUUAAAAAAAUUGAAUAUGACACCACCACCCAAAAUAGGAUUUGUGAAAUAAACGGUAAAGCACUUUUGUAUCAGGGAAGUAGUCACUAUCAUUUUUAUGACAAAACAGCUUACCCAAAACAUAUCACAAUUUGCUAACAGUGGUGAGUAAAGGAAACCUAAAGAAAAGUUUUCCCAGACGGACCACAAUGAUUAACCCAAAAUAGAAGUACAUGUAGCAUGAACUGAAGAGUGGGUGGUGGUGUCAUGAAAUCUGAUAAUCAAAAGAUCUGCGGAUUGUUGCAGCCAACAUAGAGCCUGGUGUAACCUAAGCAAUAUUAUCACCACUAACUAGCAGUGACUAUAUUGCUUUGACUACACUAGGCUUAGAGCUGUCAGUAUAAUAAGCCUUCACUUAAAUGUACAAACUGGUUUAACUGUUAUAAGAUUAUUGUUCUAUAGAUUUAAUUACCACAACAAUACUGUAAUCCCUUUCUUUGUUUAGUAUAUAUUUAUCAUAAUUGUUAAGUUUGGCUUUUAGGUCUGACAGCUGCAUAAAUUCAUGACAUUCUUCCUUGACCUUGACAAUAUGAACACUUCUUAUCAAGCCAUUCUCUAAUUCACGUUUAGUCUAGAUUCAAAAAUUUGCUUUUGUAUGCUUUAUCAGACUAGAUUACAGUCCCUUGUAAUUGGCCCUGUUAAGCCUCAUAGUUUUGCAAACUUUGUCAAUCCUUGCCAAAAAAUUACUUAGAAGUAAGGUUAUGAACAGGCCCUGGAUGAAUGUCAUGUAUUUGUGUCACUUGUACAUAGUUUGUUUACAAUGUAUAUAAUAUGCAUGGUUUACUCACACUCAGAAAAUCAAGAACAUCUGAAAUAUAACCAAAUUUCUCAAUGUGCUCUAACAAGUCAGAUAUAUUUCAGUCAGAAAGCAAGUGAAAACGAGAGAACCACACGUUAAUUACUGCUCCACCUUAUAAUUAACAUAUCCCACCCAAAACAAGAAAUAUUUUCGGUGUUCAUUAUUUUCUGAAUAUGAUAGUAACCAUUAGACAGCCAGGUCUGAGCAAGACCAAGUAAUUGUAACAAUUCUGUAUCUAAGCUUAUAUGCUGACCUUGAAGACGAUCAUUUUUGUGUCAAGUGGGAAUGUGAUUUUGAUCUAUCUUUUGGCUUGAUCAUUUAAAGGCAUGUUAACUUUAUUUCAUAGCGCAAUUUUUUUUCACAGGUCGGCAUGUAAUUUACAUCUCAGGUCAGCAUAUUUUAUACUAUAUAAUUGUUUGGUAUUUACAAGUGAACAAUAGACAUGUUUUGAUUAUUCUUAUCUUAAGUCAUUAAGAGAAAAUAAGUAAUUAACACUUUCCUUCCUUCUUCAGACUUGGCUGUUGUAUAUAAAACUAAGGGAAAUGACAGGGUCACAUGAGAUUGCAAAUUUAUCUUCUUUCUUUGAUGAUGUCUCUCAUUUGUUUCUAUCACUCAAGAAAAUAGUAGUUUGCAUUCCCAAGUAGCCAAUAUCCCACAGGUAUUGAUGAAUUAGCUUACUGUGACAAUGAGUUUUAAAUAUCUGGGUUGAUGUCACUUCUCUGGCUUAGCUUCAUUCAUUGAAAAGAAAGCAAACACAAAAAAUACAUAGACACACAUUUCAUUUUUCAAUACCAUUUAGCAGUAACAGGAGAAAUCCAAGAAGUUCAUCAAUAUAUGUGCGAUGUUAAUUUCCUUGUAAAAAAAUUACUGUAAGGUUUUAGUAUAGUAAAUGAAGGGUAUGCACACAAUAGGAAUGUAUUGAUAAACUCUGCUGUGAAAGUACCUGGCUCUUUCAAUUUUUCUGCCCUUUUCAAUACAUGCAAACUAUAGAGUUGGAGAUGAUAACUGCAUAUGUUUCAUGUUGCCAACUAUCAUGAUGCAGACUUCUUGGUGGACAGGUGUGUCAUCAUGCUGCACACAAAAGGUCAUUUCCUGAGAAAGGAUGGGAUAAAGGGCAGACUUUUUAAAUUCUAGUCAGCAGCCUGAAUGAAAUUGUAAGUCUUGUUCUGAGCCUUAAAGUUUGCAUGUUAUUGAAAAGUGCAGGAAUCAAAACAACAAAAGAUCCUCAAGCAUGAUUGGUUAUCAAUCAACCCCUGCCUUGACUGGCUACAACCAAUUCCAAGUCAUGUGUAUUGUGUUUAUUCCAUUUAUUGUUAACAAAUAAUCAAACCUAUAAAAAUGUAUCUUAACAUUAGUGAGAAUAAAUUGCUGUUGUCAGCAUACUGGAAGUGAAA
Molecule: messenger RNA, 4427 nt
Organism: Stylophora pistillata
Lineage: Eukaryota; Metazoa; Cnidaria; Anthozoa; Scleractinia; Pocilloporidae
Source: RefSeq, a predicted model, not a curated record